This is a messenger RNA of Anopheles merus, 471 nucleotides long. RefSeq lists its product as uncharacterized. The transcript is spliced from 3 exons. The record is from RefSeq and is a predicted model, not a curated record. NCBI's taxonomy places the organism in Eukaryota, Metazoa, Arthropoda, Insecta, Diptera, Culicidae. Bases 1 to 378 code for a protein of 125 amino acids.
AUGGCAUAUUCUAAUUUCGUGAUAUUGCCACACUACAUCGACGUUCGCUCAAUGAUCUCAUCUUUAGUCCGGUUGGUUAGUGUUUCGACAAACGACAGGCGACUCGACUGCGGAACUCGACAGGGAGCUGCUGCUGGUGCUCGACAGCGCUGGUACUCGUUCGCACCCGCAUUUUACCUCUGUGCUGUGCAGACGGACUCGCCCUUCAACCAGCAUCCCGUUCCCGGAUACUGGUGCAAAGUACCUACAAAAGAAAAAGCCUCGGCAAUGGACCAUCAUGGACAAUCCACCAGUAGCACCGUGUGCCUCAAGCAGAGACACUCACAAAAGAAGCCGCUGAUUUCAAAGGCACGGAGCAUUAAGGCACCAUGGAAAUGAUCUUCAGCGGGAGAAAAAGACGAACACGAAUCAAAGAUAAGCAUUAAUUGUUCGCGAAGGCACGAACAACCCGCAGCCUUCGGCCAACACACC